AUGGCGGGUGGUAGGAGAUGCUUCAACAAGGCUAUGUCUGAUAUCUUCACGGAUGAAGAAAUGGCUGCUGGAAUGGACAGCGCCAAAGCUGCCAAUUCCUUCAACCACAAGACCUUUUUUGCCAAAGUGGGCCUGAACAGCAAAUCUAAGGAGCAACUGGCAAAAAUGUUUGGAAUCCUUGACUUGGACAAGAGUGGCUUCAUUGAGGUGGAUGAAUUGAGGAGAUUCCUGCAGAAUUUUAAGUCAGGUGCCAGGGAUCUGAAUGAUAGGGAGAUCAAGGAGUUCCUGAAAGCAGGUGACACCGAUGGAGAUGGCAAAAUUGGAGUGGAUGAGUUCAGGGUCCUGCUUGAAACUUAAAGAGAUCAAGAGGAAGACCAAGCUAAUUGUACUGCAAAAAACCCUUUCUUAUCGCAAG
Euleptes europaea (tarantolino) is the source of this 415-nucleotide messenger RNA. RefSeq names its product parvalbumin beta-like. Gene Ontology annotation, molecular function: calcium ion binding. Bases 1 to 357 code for a protein of 118 amino acids. Gene Ontology annotation, cellular component: nucleus; cytoplasm. NCBI's taxonomy places the organism in Eukaryota, Metazoa, Chordata, Lepidosauria, Squamata, Sphaerodactylidae. The transcript has 5 exons. The record is from RefSeq and is a predicted model, not a curated record.